GAUACAGACAACAAUUGCAUGUCUUCAAAGGAACGAUAACACAGCCAAUCGACAUAGCUCGCCUGACUUAAUUAAGGAUGUUUCCAAGUAAAUGGUGGAACAGAAUAUUCCGUUUCAACUCUGGGCGAAUGUAGACGCACAACAGGAUGCAAAACAUUCGGUAUACAACAAUCUACAACGGGUUUGCGAUGCAAAGUACCAGUAAAAACGCCUCGCGGAAUCAAGCAUGCGACAAAAGAUGUGCAGAAACGGAUCAAUAUCCAGGUGGUGGCACAGCCGACACAUAUAUAUUCUCCUUUUACACUGUUGAAAAUGUUCCUCCUAGCGAAUAUUCACAAGACAUUGACAGAAACUGCCUACUGUUCUACUAUAAUUACAGUCCUGGACAUGAUUAUUAUUGGAAGUCGUGCACUUUAAAAUUCAUCACAAAGCUAUUAUGCAGCAGCACAUCCAUUUUAGAUAACAACUCGACGGCGGAAAUACACUUUACAAGUAAUGAAUAUUAUGCCAAGGCUGUUGGAAACUGCGUCGCUUGAAGAAAAUUCCCUGCAUCGAUACAAAGUAUCAAAAAUGUGAAUUUUACAAUUCUGGACGAACAGCCCCAUUGGACGGGAAUAAUUAAAAUAGAAUCUAUAAUAUCUUUGAUGGAUAUGCUUGAUAAUAGCACCAAUCCACCCUUGACGUAUGCAUAUGUGUGGCUGAUAAAUCAGACUUUUAACGUGAGGUUUGCUAAGAAAUAUUACUUGAAAAAAAGCUUGUGCGCAGCAGAUAGCACAUCUACUGGAGCUCCGAAAACGCCACGGGAGACACAACCAACUUACUCAAAAUCAACCACGACACAUUCCAAAAGUACAACAGGUCCUGUAUCAAGCUCGACGUCAACACGGAAUGUCAUAACAACAGAUACACAUCCGACACAAGCACCGGCAUUGAAUACAUCUACAACGCCAACAUCGCAUCAGGUACCUAAAGGAACAGCAGCGUCCUUAAACAAAGACGAAGGAGGGUCAUCCGUUGGACUAGUGGUCGGUGUGGUUAUUGCUGUGACAUUACCUGUAGCUGCAGUACUUGUAGUUAUUGUCAAAAGAAGGAACAUGGCCAGGGCUUGCUUUAAUAACGCCGCAACAACAAAUACUUCAGGACAGCCAUUCACAGGAUUGUCUUCUGCUGUGGACAAUCAACAACAAGUUGAAUAUGUCAACAUAGCAAAUAAUGAAAUGCACAUACAUACUGGAAACAAUAUGGAGUCAAAUACUUACGAAAAACUUAACACAAAUAAGGGUGUUGACAACUAUCUCUCACUCCAAGAAAUAAAUGGAGUCUAGCACGACUAUCAAAACACAUGAAGGCAAAGAGGAACAUAUUAAUGAAAAGAGAAUAUUAGCUUUUAUUGAUUUUUUGUUGUUUAAACUGCAUUGAUAAAUCAAUAACAAAUAUAGUACAGCGGUAUGUAUAAUAUGUCACAUUAUUAUUUUUUAUGAUCCAGAAUAAUUGUACAUAUAUUGUUCAGUAAAUAAUUGUAAUUUGUUUUAACCAGGCUCAAUACAGUACA
Mya arenaria is the source of this 1552-nucleotide messenger RNA. Its product is annotated as mucin-5AC-like. The transcript has 10 exons. Lineage: Eukaryota; Metazoa; Mollusca; Bivalvia; Myida; Myidae. The record is from RefSeq and is a predicted model, not a curated record. The coding region runs from base 645 to 1325 and encodes 226 amino acids.